ACUAGAAACCUACAAAAAGUAAAAGACUUAUUUACAACUUAUGGACAAUUAAUAUCCGACCAACUUUCGGCCUCUAGAUCCUCUAGAUUACAAAUUCUUAACAAAUAUACAAAGUUAAUAGUUUCCUUAUCGAUAAGCUUAGAACAAAAAAAAAAACGUAAACAACCAUCAGAAGAGUCUGCGCGAGAGAUUGUGUGGGAAAAUUUCUUGAGUUUACAAGGAAAAGAAUUAGACGUACGAUUUGAAAUUUGCAAUCGAUUAACUCGUGAACAUAUCAUGAAGAUGAGAUGGAAUGAUCCAUUGCUUUCAUACGUUGUAGAUGUAUCAAAGUGUGAAUUUUUGAGAUGUCAAUUUACUGUAAAUGAAUGGAACCAAAUUGCGCAAAACCCUCAAAAAUAUAAUUCCAAGUUGGAUACAAAACAAAUUCAAUAUAUUCAAUCUUGUUACGAACAACGUAAGAGUCGGCUAAGAAUUAGACAAUUAAUGAGAGAAGGUGAAAAUCAAGUUUUUCAAGAGUUUGUGACAGAGAUUUUUAUUAUUUUAACGAAUAUUUGGGAACGAAAAGACCUGAAUGAGUUGAACGAGGGGACAUGGGAGAUAUUAUUUACGACACCUUUGAUUGAGCUUCUUAAGCUCAAUCAAAAUCCUGGAGAAAAAGGUUCAGAAAGUUCAGGACUGCAAACGGCUGAUGGUGACCAAGAGAUCCUUUUUGAAGAAACAUCGGGGUCUAUAAAAGGUGUUGAUGAGGAUAAACUGAUCGAUGAUGGGCUUAAACUGAUUCGUUUCGCAAGCGAUGCUGCAGUUAGACGGCAUAACAAGAUAUUAUUGCCAAAUGAACGAUUUAUUGUAAAUUUUGAAUCAUUUUGUCGCCAAUUAGAAAAGUUGGAAAUUUUUUUAUUUCACUUACAUG
Molecule: messenger RNA, 910 nt
Organism: Dentiscutata erythropus
Lineage: Eukaryota; Fungi; Glomeromycota; Glomeromycetes; Diversisporales; Gigasporaceae
Source: the annotation of a GenBank genome assembly